UCUCCUGCUCUCUCAGGGACCGACACGUGGACUCGCUCGCCGCGUGGCGUCAGGAUGUCGGCCGCCGGGAGCAAGCGGGCCGCGAGCGACGCGGGUUCGGGCCCCCCUGAGAAGAAGCCCAACACUGAAGAGAAACCCACCACCACCCUGAUUGAACCUAUCCGGCUUGGGGGAAUCUCCUCCACUGAAGAGAUGGACCUCAAGGUUCUGCAGUUCAAGAACAAGAAGCUGGCGGAGAGGCUGGAGCAGCGACAGGCCAUCGAGGACGAGCUCCGCGAACGCAUCGAGAAACUCGAGAAGCGGCAGGCGACCGACGAUGCCACCCUCCUCAUCGUCAACCGCUACUGGACCCAGCUGGAUGAGAAUGUCCAGGUCCUGCUGCACCGCUACGACUCUCAGCCCGAGGAGCCGCAGGACGGCCCGAAGCAGGAGGCAGAGAUCAGGGACCCCACAGACCCCAGCGAGAUUCCGGAGUGCGAGGGGGAACCGGAGCCAGACAAAGCAGACCCCACACCUCUGCCUUCCUUCACCGGUGAGGAGCUGAACGAGCCGGCCCUCUCUUUCUUGGCCACGCUGGCCAGCAGCAGCAGUGAGGAGAUUGAACUGCAGCUGCAGGACCGCAUGGCCUUCUCCAAGAACGCUGUGGCCCGGAUCGUCGAAGUCUUUGACAAGCUCCACCGCCGCAUCGAGGACCUCUGCCAAAAACUCAACAGCGAAGUCGAGUUUAACGGGCUCGAGGACUGCACGAAGUGUCUGAACAAGGACGUGAUGGGCGAGAACAGACGGCUCCAGGACCUGACCACUCAGCUGCAGGGCAAACACCACAAGAUGUCAAUGGAGUACAACGAGCUGCAGGAUAAGGUGCAAUCGGCAGAGACCAAGGUGUCCGAGAUGGAGACAACCAUCGAGGAUCUGCAGUGGGACAUCGAGAAGCUGCGCAAACGCGAACAGAAACUGAACAAGCACUUGGCCGAGGCCCUAGAGCAGUUGAACUCUGGCUACCACGUGUCUGGCGGUCCAGCGGGCUUUCAGGGCGGACAGAUUACGCUGCAUAUACACAAGUUCGAGAUGCUGAAUGCCGAAUUGGAGGAGAACAAGGAGUUAGCGAACAGCCGCAUGGCCGAGCUGGAGAAGCUGGAGCAGGAGCUGCAGGAGGCUGUGCGUGAGAACGAGAAGCUCAAGGUAGACAUGCGGAACAUUCCGGAAGACUUGGUCAAGGAGACUCCUGAGUACAAGUGCCUUCAGUCGCAGUUCUCUCUGCUGUACAACGAGAGCCUUCAGGUGAAGACGCAGCUGGAUGAGGCCAGAGCUCUGCUCCUCACCACCAAGAAUGCCCACCUUCGCCAGAUUGAGCACAUGGAGAGUGAUGAGCUCAACUUACAGAAGAAACUGCGGACUGAAGUGAUCCAGCUGGAAGACACCCUGGCGCAAGUCCGCAAGGAAUAUGAGAUGUUACGGAUUGAAUUUGAACAGAACCUGGCUGCCAACGAGCAAGCUGGUCCCAUCAAUCGGGAGAUGCGCCACCUCAUCAACAGCCUGCAGAACCACAACCACCAGCUGAAGGGAGACGUGCAGCGAUACAAGAGGAAGCUCCGGGAGGCCCAGACCGAGAUUAACAAGGCUCGCAUGCAGUGCUACCCCAGCCUGGUACCCUCCAGCACCACGACCACCUCCGCAACGGCCCCCACUGCGAGCUGCUCGACUGCCUGCUCCUCCUCUGCCACCUCCGCCACUCCCGUGGACGACAUCAAGGAGGAGGAGGGCACCGAGGCGAAGAAGCCCAAGGAGGCUCCCUCGGCUUCGCCCGCGGCUGUGACAGUGAAGAAGGAGAAGGACCUCAAGGAGCCGCCGGAGGUUAAGGAAGAGGAGCCGCAGCCGGCGGUGGUCAAGAGGGACCCUGACAAACCCAGAGCCAAGGAGAAGGAGCGGGAGAGGGAGCCGGAGCGGGAGAGGGACCGGGACCGGGAGAGGGAGCGGGACCGGGACCGGGAGAGGGAGCGGGACAAGGACCGGGAGAGGGAGCGGGACAAGGACCGGGAGAGGGACAGGGAUCGGGACAGGGACCGGGACCGGGACCGGGACAGGGAACGUGAGAAGGACAAGGAGAAGGAGAAAUCCAAGAUGGAGGAUGCGAAGAAGAAAGACUCGGACAUCCUGAAGCAGCUGAAAGUGGAGCUAAAGAAGGCCCAGGAGAGCCAGAAGGAGAUGAAGCUGCUGCUGGACAUGUACAAGUCGGCCCCCAAGGAGCAGAGGGACAAGGUGCAGCUGAUGGCAGCUGAGAAGAAAGCAAAAGUGGAGGUAGAAGAACUAAAAUUGAAAAUAAAGGACAUGGAGGAGAAGGAGAAGAGGGAGAGCAAGAAACUGGCGGACGAAGACGCACUGAAGAAGAUCAAAUUCGCUGAGGAGCAGAUUGAGCACCUGCAGAAGAAGCUGGCGGCCACCAAGCAGGAGGAGGAGGCCCUCCUGUCUGAGAUGGAUGUGACCGGCCAGGCUUUCGAGGACAUGCAGGAGCAGAACAUCCGGCUGAUGCAGCAGCUCCGGGAGAAGGACGAUGCCAACUUCAAGCUCAUGUCUGAGCGCAUCAAGUCCAACCAGAUCCACAAGCUGCUGAGGGAGGAGAAGGACGAGCUGGCCGACCAGGUCCUCACCCUCAAAACGCAGGUCGAUGCACAGCUCCUGGUGGUGCAGAAGCUGGAGGAGAAGGAACAGGCACUCCAGAGCAACCUGGGCAUGGUGGAGAAGGAGCUGACCCUGAGGAGCCAGGCACUGGAACUCAACAAGAGGAAGGCAGUGGAGGCGGCUCAGCUGGCUGAGGAUCUGAAGGUGCAACUUGAACAUACACAGGGUAAACUGAAGGAGAUACAGGCCGCCAUGUCUGACAACCGCUCCGCCAAGGAGAAGGAAUCCUUCAACCUCAAACGGGCCCAGGAGGACCUGUCCAGGCUGAGACGGAAAUUGGAGAAACAGAAGAAGGUUGAGGUGUUCUCAGAUGCGGACGAGAUCCUGAUGGAGGAGAUUAAGGAGUAUAAGGCCAAGCUGACCUGCCCUUGCUGCAACACCAGGAAGAAGGACGCCGUGCUGACCAAGUGCUUCCACGUCUUCUGCUUCGAGUGCGUCAAGACCCGCUACGACACGCGGCAGCGCAAGUGCCCCAAGUGCAACGCCGCCUUCGGCGCCAAUGACUUCCACCGGAUCUACAUCAGCUGAGGGCGAGCCGGUCCUGGGCGCGCUGGUGAAGAGGGUCAUAUCCCUACCCCGUCCCCCGCCACGCAGCACCGGAGAGCGGGCACCCCCGCAAGGCACCCCCCCCCCCCACCGAACUCGCAGGAGAGCGUCGGAACCCACUCCCCCCAUCCACCCAACUCCAAUCUCCCUCUCCCCCCAUCCACCCAACCCCAAUCUCCCUCUCCCCCCAUCCACCCAACCCCAAUC
Molecule: messenger RNA, 3432 nt
Organism: Carcharodon carcharias (great white shark)
Lineage: Eukaryota; Metazoa; Chordata; Chondrichthyes; Lamniformes; Lamnidae
Product: E3 ubiquitin-protein ligase BRE1B-like
Exons: 19
Coding region: 55-3207 (1050 amino acids)
Cellular component (GO): HULC complex; nucleus
Molecular function (GO): metal ion binding; ubiquitin protein ligase activity
Source: RefSeq, a predicted model, not a curated record